Molecule: messenger RNA, 4170 nt
Organism: Hydractinia symbiolongicarpus
Lineage: Eukaryota; Metazoa; Cnidaria; Hydrozoa; Anthoathecata; Hydractiniidae
Product: succinate--hydroxymethylglutarate CoA-transferase-like
Exons: 12
Coding region: 2068-3246 (392 amino acids)
Molecular function (GO): catalytic activity
Source: RefSeq, a predicted model, not a curated record
ACAAAUCCUUUGUUUGUGUUCUGGUGCCUGCAGCAGUUAGGAAGUCAUUCAGAUUCCGAAUAUUUCUGUUAUUGACGACUUUCUAAUGUUUACAAAAGUUUGCAGUUUUUUUGCACACGCGGAAGCGUUUGUGCAGGUAGAAAAUAUAAACAGCAGACCACAGUAAUCCAUAAAAUCUAUCCAAGGCGUGCGCGUGCGAUCGCACACCUCUCCUGAAAAAGCCUGAUAUCAGCAGUGACCCAUCAAUUUUUUAGAAAAUUUCUUUGCUGGUUUUGGCUAUUGUAUAGAGUGUUAAUGCUAAUCAAUAAAAUGUUUAGCCAUGAUCAUAUAUUUUGAUAAACAGUUUAAAGGGUUUCACAUCAUACAGACAUCAUUUGUUGAUGAAGAUGACAUCAGUUAUUCCAAGUUAUUUAGCCUUAAAGCCUUCACGUUAAUCUUAAAAUGUUCAUAUAGCAUAUUAUUAUUUAUCAACAAAUAUUUGUUUUGGAAAUGUGUAUUGCAAAAACUAGAAAUUUAACAUGAAUGAUUGUGUCUUUUCCCACCUAAUAACUGUCUCAUGAUACUUUUAACCAAUUACAGGUCUGUAUUUUUUAGAGUAGCCAUUAUGGUUUGAGGGAAAAAUGUUUGCUGUUCAUGUGGUCAGCUCUUCAAAUAUAGGGGCUGAAAAAAUUCUGCCCUAAUUUUUAAAAAGCUGACUGCAUACACAGCAUGUUUUUCUGGUAUUCGCCUGGUAUUUGGCAACUGGUGGAGAAAUUGUAAGAUAUAAUGUAGACUUCAGGUGAAAAAGUCUAGUUUGGGUUAAGUGCACACUACAUUUUAAGUUUGGAAUGGAUUUUUCUUAUUGCUUACAGUUCUGCAUAGAAUUUUGCCUUUUGGUAAGCAUAACAGGUCUGGGACUUUGUACUUUUUCCUUUAAUUAUACAAGGAUCUGAAGUAUAAUCAACCUAGGCCACAAUGUAAUACAACUUCAACAUAGUACUUUUCUGAAAUACAAUUAUUGUGUAUAGAAGUCAAAUUUAAUUAUUCUUCACUAUUUUUUUUCUAACUUUGUUUCCUGAAUAAUGUUCAUGAUGAAGUAUGCUUAUGGUAAAAACCUUCUAACGAGUAGGAAUGCAUCUUGAAUAAUAAAAUAAAUAUUUAAAAUUAAAUAAAACUUGUAGUGUAUACAACAGGCUCUGUCACAAAGAUUUUAGCAUAUGUCCAGCAAACACUUUGUUUAGGCAUGCUUUUAGAUGUUACAUCUGUCAAAUUCUUAUAAAAUUUUAAAUUUUGCAUGUGCUAUUAUUUCUGUGUGUAGAGGUGUUCCUGUACUAUUGCAAACCCCUUCUGAAAAAGCUUUAGACGAUCUAAACUAACUUGCGUCACAAGUUGACUUAAAAGUAAAAAAAGUUGACAUUAAAACAAUUUGCUUUUUAUUUGUGUAUAAUGGCUGCUACAUCUGGUGUGUUAAAGAUUAGCUAAAUGCGUGUUGUGUAGUAUUUGUGCGUGAAGAAUAGGUGAAGCUCUACAGUAUGGCUGGAUUACCUUUGCCAGUCAUCAUUAAACGCAAGAAACGUCUGAUUAUUCUUUGGGAUCAUUAUCAUUUCUUUCUUUUCCUUUUUUAAUGAUUUAUACCUAUCACGUCAUCUAACAAUUCUUUUAUUUUUUGCUCUUUCCAAAAUUUCCAAUGUCUCACAAGGGUGUUUCCAAAUGCUGUUGAUUUAUCAGAUGUCUUUGUCAACAGUAAAGUUAGCAUAAUCAGGCAAGCAAUAUGAUUCUGCAGUGUGCCCCUGCACUGAAAAGUUUUACUUUAUUAAAAAAGUCCUGAAUCAGUAACAAGGAAUAUGAGUAAAACAUGUUCUUUUUUGUAGUACGAAUAGUUUUUUUUUUCCAGUUUAGUUCAAGAGUUAUGAUCAGGAACAAAACUAUCACUUUUCGUUUAUUUAACAAGGCUUAUUGCCUGACUACUCCAACUGUUUGCAGAGUACACGCAACAAGCACGGUGCUUGCCUUAAACCACAAUCUGUUUGUUUUUAUGAAGAAGUUAAAGAAAAAAGAGAACCAUUGAAUGGUGUGAGAGUUUGUGACAUGACAAGAGUUUUGGCAGGCCCAUAUUGCACCAUGGUACUUGGAGAUAUGGGAGCAGAAAUUAUCAAAAUUGAAAGACCAGGGCAUGGUGACGAAACACGCAAAUUUGGACCUCCAUUUCUAAACAGUGAAAGUUUGUAUUUUAUGUCAAUAAAUAGAAACAAAAAGAGUAUUUGUAUCGAUAUGACAAAGAACACUGGGAAAGAUUUAAUAUACAAGCUGGUAAAAAAGAGUGAUGUCUUCAUAGAAAACUUUGUGCCUGGUAAAUUGAAAGAGAUGGGAUUUGGGUAUGAAAAGCUGCAAAACAUCAAUCCAAUGUUAAUUUACUGUUCCAUAACCGGUUUUGGGCAAAAAGGUCGGGAUUCAAAAAAGCCUGGUUAUGACUUGAUUGCUAAUGCCCAGGGAGGAAUGUUGCAUAUAACAGGAGAAAAGGAUGGUAAACCAUGCCGCCCUGGUGUUGCCUUAGUAGAUAUUGUGACUGGAAUGUAUGUGAAUGGAGCUAUUAUUGCUGCUUUAUAUGAAAGAAAGUUUUCUGGCAAGGGAAAGAAAAUUGAUGCAUCGCUUUUGCAGACACAGGUUGCUAUGUUAUCUGAUGUUGCUUCCAGCUUUUUAAACUUCAACAUUGAAACAACUCGGCAUGGAACUGCACAUCCCUCCAUCGUUCCUUAUCAGGCUUUUGAUACCUUGGAUGAAAAAAUUCUUGUAGCAGCUGGAAAUAAUAGACAUUUUGUCAACUUAUGUAAGGCAAUUGAAUGUCAAGAGCUUCUUCGUGAUGAAAGAUUUCGAAGUAAUCCUGAUCGUGUAAAGAAUAGAGAAGCACUAAUUAUAAUUCUGAAGAACAGAUUAAAAGAAAAUUCGAGUAAAUAUUGGUUGGAAUGUUUUGACAAGCAUGGUGUACCAAGCAGUUUAAUUAACGAUAUGGAAGUUGUGUUUAACAUGCCUCAGAUAUCAAGUUUAGGUGUUGUUCAAGAAAUGCAUCAUCCUACUGCUGGUAUAGUCAGAGUCCCAGGUCCAGCAGUCGAGUUUGAUAAUAAACAGCCACCACGACCAAUCCCAGCUCCAUUACUUGGACAGCAUACUGUAGAAAUCAUGCAGAGUGUAUUAAAUAUGGACAGUGGUAUGGUUCGUUCUUUGCUCAAAGAAAAAGUGAUAGUCCAAAAUGAUUUUAAUUGUGGAUAGGAAAGAUUGAUGUUAUUGCCUAAUUGCCUAUUUGAAGGUACCGCAAAAUACUAUAUUAUAUUUGGACCAAGCAAGGUAAAGCAUCAUUGGUUAACAGAGACACAAUUAAAUGUAAGAAACCUUUUGUGUCUGACCAAACAUUCUAUUAAACUGUAAAACUUUAAUGCAACCAUACGACACCUGACCAGUUGCGUGACAAUAUGAUGGAUGUAUAAAUUUGAUUUUAACAAUUUUAAAAUAUUUUUUACAAACAUUUGAAUGAUUUACGUGUAUUCAAAAAAUUUUCCCCUCUUUAAGCGAGAGCUUAUUUAAAAAAUCACACAUUAAAUGGAAUCUAAGAAAGUUUUAGUUUUUUUUAUUAUAAUUGUUGUUUACAUUUUUGAUAGAAUAAUGUACUCAGUUAUUUUGCUUUUGGCAACAAAAAUUUUUGUAAUAAAUAUUCUAAUAUGAAAGCUCAACCAUGAAACAUAACCAUGAACUGGGACAAUCUGCUGCGGAAUAGUGAAGGUUUUACUUUAGUUAUUUUAGUUCUGUUUUCGUCUUUACUCAGAAGUCAGAAGGCGGUAAUGCAUAUUUGAAAAUGUAUUAAUCAUUCUGUUUUCCUAAUAUUGCUGUUUUAAUAACUUUAGCAGCUCCAAAUGUUAAUAAAGGAUUUAUUAUGAGCCAGCAGAUUAUUUUUCUCCUCAUGAAGAGAACAUAAUAUUUAGUUUCCUCAAAAAAUUAUUUUCGGGGGAUUAGUAAUUUUCGGAUUUCUUAGUCGAAACUGUCCAUAAUGCAAUCUUUUUACAGUAUUCUAAUUUUUUUUUACGAGAUGAGAAUGUUAUUUAUAAUCUCAUCUGUGAUGUUUCCUGUUGAUUGUUUAUUUCAUGUCCAAAAACAUAGCCGUCGCCAUGUGAUUAUGUCAAAUAAAUAAUUACCAAAUUA